AAAAUAAUCCCAAAUGGAUGGAAUUUCCUCCCGUUUUUACAGCCCCAGUUCCAGCGCAGACUCCGAUUUGGGAUGGAAUUCCCGGUGGGUUUGGAUGUGGGGCCAGGCUGGGCUGGCCCUCACCUCUCCGCGCCCGGAAUCCCGGGAUGCGGUGCAGCAGGGAAGGGGAUCCAACGGGAAGGAUCCGGGGGCCCUGCAGCGCUGGGAAUGCGCGCGGGGAAGGCGGGAAUGCGCGGCAGGAAUGCGGGAUGAGGGAUGCGUUGCCAAGGCAACCAUUCCUCUUCCAUCUCCUGCCUCCCCCCGGAGCCGCGGGGGAUGCGAGGGCGGGGUCCGGAUCUUCCCGGUCAUCUGAUCCAGGUCAAGCAGGACUUUCCGUUGGAGACGGAUCCCACCGGAGCAUCUUCCCACAGCGGCUGCUUCCCCCCGCCAGGAAGGCGUGAGGCUCCUUCCGUCCCUGGAAUACCGAGAGGUCGACCCCAUUGCCGGUGCUCUCCCGCCCAUGGAUGCCCUCCCGCCAUGAGCACGGACGCCGAGCAGAGAAUUCCCCUCUGGAGCAUCUCCAGCUGGGCCAGCUCUGAGACGCCCCCCAACAGCAGCGCGGCGGCGGCGGCGGGAGAGGCUCCGGAGCGCGGCGGGAACGCGGCGGGAAUGGCGGGAACGGCGGGAAUGGCGGGAAUGGUGGUGCUGCAGUGCGUCUACGGCCUGGUGUGCCUGCUGGGGCUGCUGGGCAACGCGCUGGUCAUCUUCGUCAUCCUGCGCUACGCCAAGAUGAAGACGGCCACCAACAUCUACCUGCUCAACCUGGCCAUCGCCGACGAGCUCUUCAUGCUCAGCGUGCCCUUCGUGGCCACGGCGGCGGCGCUGCGGCGCUGGCCCUUCGGCCGCGCGCUCUGCCGGACCGUGCUGGGCGUGGACGGCCUCAACAUGUUCAGCAGCGUCUUCUGCCUCACGGUGCUCAGCCUGGACCGCUACAUCGCCGUGGUGCACCCGCUGCGCGCCGCCUCCUACCGCCGCCCACGCGUGGCCAAGCUGGUCAACGGCGGCGUGUGGCUGCUGGCGCUGCUGGUGGCCUCGCCCAUCCCGGUGUUCGCCGGCACGGCGGUGACCGGCGACGGGCGGGCGGUGGCCUGCGACCUGCUGUGGCCCAGCCCGGCGUGGGCGGCCGCCUUCGUGGUGUACAGCAGCGCGCUGGGCUUCGUGCUGCCCGUGGUGGCCAUGGCGCUGUGCUACCUGCUGCUGGCGGGCAAGAUGCGGGUGGUGGCGCAGGGCGUGGGGUGGCGGCAGCGGCGGCGCUCCGAGGGGAAGCUGACGCGCCUGGUGGUCACCGUGGUGGCCGCCUUCGUGGUCUGCUGGCUGCCCUUCUACGUGGUGCAGCUGCUGGAGCUGCUGCUGCCCGGCCGGCUGGACGCCAGCGCGCACAACGCCUCGCUGCUGCUCAGCUACUCCAACAGCUGCGCCAACCCCAUCCUCUACGGAUUGCUCUCCGAGAAUUUCCGGAAUUCCUUCCACGGCGUGCUGCGCCGCUGCCGGGAUUCCGGCCUGUGCUGCUGCCGCGCCGGCGACGGGGACGGAGGGGACAGCGAGGACGAGGAGGAGCCCCUGGAUUACUGCGCCGCGCCCCGCGGCGACAACAAGGGCUGCGUGUGUCCCCCCCUGCCCUGCCAGCAGCACCCCCUGCGCCCCCAGCCCUGCUGCGCGCCCGGAGCCCUCCUGCCCAAAACCACUCCCUUCUAGGGCACCCCGGAAUCUGGGAGGAAAGAGGGCCCGGAACGCUGCGCCGCUCUCCGAAAUAAAAAGCCAUAAGACUGGCCUGGGAUGGAGCGAA
Molecule: messenger RNA, 1825 nt
Organism: Corvus hawaiiensis (hawaiian crow)
Lineage: Eukaryota; Metazoa; Chordata; Aves; Passeriformes; Corvidae
Gene: SSTR4
Product: somatostatin receptor 4
Exons: 3
Coding region: 256-1734 (492 amino acids)
Biological process (GO): cellular response to glucocorticoid stimulus; neuropeptide signaling pathway
Cellular component (GO): neuron projection; membrane
Molecular function (GO): somatostatin receptor activity; neuropeptide binding
Source: RefSeq, a predicted model, not a curated record